Molecule: messenger RNA, 2383 nt
Organism: Fragaria vesca subsp. vesca
Lineage: Eukaryota; Viridiplantae; Streptophyta; Magnoliopsida; Rosales; Rosaceae
Product: lactosylceramide 4-alpha-galactosyltransferase-like
Exons: 1
Coding region: 187-1461 (424 amino acids)
Source: RefSeq, a predicted model, not a curated record
CCGACUCUAACCAAAAAGUCACAUAUUGACUGCUUCAAAACAAGACGCCUAGUACAGAAGAAGACUGCAAUAAUUUCUUUGUACAAGCGCGUCUGUUGUCUCAUACUUAGGUCUAUUCGCCAUGAUAGCCUUUCUGCAGAUAUAUUUCUUCACAUUUACUUCUUCUCCCAUGCAGCUCUGAUAAGGAUGAGUAGCCGAAUCGACAGCCGCCUACUUAGUCUGGCGAAGUUCCACCUCUUCUGCACUUUAUCGCUUGUUGCAAUCAUCUUCAUCAUCUUUGCAGAUGGUAUCAUAUAUACUGAUUCACAAAACUCGGUUGAGUUGCAAGUUAAAGCUGCUUCUCAGGUCCUGCAGACUCAUAGUGUCGAACGACAGUUCAUCAAGUCUGAUGUAACUAGCAAAUCGGUGCGUUCUAUGCAAGAAGAGGUCGUUGAUGUUGUUGAAGUUGAUACAGAAGAUACAAGUCCUGUUGUUGCUCCUUUCAAUGUCACCGAAGAAGAAAGAAUCAGCUGGUUUAAAGGAAAGCUCCCCAAAUUUGUGAUUUUUGAUUCAGACGAGAGAGCACAGCGGUUCCAUGGUAGAGUUCUUGAAUUCUUUGACCAUGAGUGUGAGACUCAGUUCUUCAUGACAUGGAUUUCACCUGUGAGGUCUUUCGGAAGCAGAGAAUUCCUGUCGAUGGAGAGUGUAUUCAGAGCUCACCCUCGCGGUUGCUUGAUGAUUCUCUCGAGAACCAUGGACUCCAGGCGAGGUUACAGGCUUCUGAAACCUCUGCAGGAUCGCGGCUUCAAAGUUCAUGCAGUGACACCAGACUUGUCAUUUCUGUUCAAGAACACCCCAGCCGAGGCCUGGUUUGCUGAGAUGAAGAAAGGCAUCAAAGACCCUGGUGAGAUUCCAUUAGCUCAGAACCUGUCUAAUUUAAUGAGACUAGCAGUUCUAUACAAGUAUGGAGGUGUGUACCUGGACACAGAUUUCAUCGUCAUGAAAUCGUUUUCCGGGUUGAGGAACUCAAUCGGUGCACAAAGUAUGGAUGCUGAGAUGAAACACUGGACCAGACUAAAUAAUGCAGUGCUGGUGUUUGAUAUGAAUCAUCCUCUUCUGCACAAAUUCAUUGAGGAGUUUUCCUUGACUUUUGAUGGGAAUAAAUGGGGUCAUAAUGGACCCUAUCUUGUUUCCAGAGUGGUCCAGAGAGUGGAAAACAGACCUGGAUAUAACUUUACAGUCCUGCCUCCAAUGGCUUUCUAUCCUGUGGAUUGGACUAGAAUAGGGGGAUUGUUUAAGAAGCCGAAAAACCAUGCUGAUACUAAAUGGAUAAAAGCAAAGCUGCUUCAGCUUAGCGGGGAGACUUACGGAGUACACCUGUGGAACAAGCAAAGUAGCAGAGUACAAAUCGAAGAAGGAAGCAUUAUGCAGAGAUUAAUCUCCGAUCACUGCAUCAUCUGUAAAGACAUAUACAGUUCUUAAAGAAUCUUUGAACGAGAAUAUGAUGAAGCAUCUUCAACCUGUGGCAAAGUCACAGACUGAAAAUUGAUACCCUCCUAUAGGUGGUGUACUCUGUUGCUUCAUUUAGAUAGAGAAAGUUUUCUUAAUUUUUUGUUUCAUUCAUAGCUUGUUCAUCUUGUUCUUCUUUUCAUUCUGAUUUUUAUGCUCCAGUGCAAGUAAAUCUCGGAUUCUGUAAACAAAUAAUGGUGUCUAUAUCUUGUUUGGAUAUGUUAAUGCUUAAUAGAAGCUAACCUUUUUUGUAUAAAAAUCAGAAUUUCUUGAAUUACAAGUCUGCUGACAAAUAUCAGUAUUUUCUUCUACAAAAAGCAAUCCUAAGCCGUCUCAACCUUAAUCUCAUUCUAUAUCCUCCACAUCUCCAUAUGCCAAAUCCUGGCAAUCUCCUAAAGGCCUUUUUCCUAGUCAACUUCCGUUUGCCAGUUCUUACCUCUCUAUUAUGGAAGUCAUCACCUUCGAUGAAGCCACCAUCUGAGACGAACUUACUUUGCCUAUCAAUCCUAGAAUCAUUUCUGGGUCCAAACUGCAUGAUGGAUGGCCAGGGAUCAUGUGUUUCAUGUUCAUUGUCUGUAUCACUACCCCAGAGAAGGAUAGGCUUAAUUACAGGUGAGCCACUUAAAUCAUCAAAAUGGUUAGCCAGACUAGUAUGCUCCAUCUCAAAUAAUCUCUUCAAGGAUGUGUUUCCUACUUUCAUCAAACUUAGCAAACUGGCACUUCUUCGAGAUGAAGAAAAUGAGGAACAUGAAGCAGCUGAGGAAGACAAGGAAGAUGAGGAAGACGAAGAUUGCCAAAGUGAUUUCUGAUGCUCUAUAAUCCGCCUUAUCCUUUCUUUCUGAGCUUCUGGAUCAACGCAACAACUGUCGUCAUCAUCAUUCUUCUCUUCAAUUAU